This is a messenger RNA of Micropterus salmoides (largemouth bass), 1336 nucleotides long. RefSeq names its product zona pellucida sperm-binding protein 3-like. The record is from RefSeq and is a predicted model, not a curated record. Bases 38 to 1261 code for a protein of 407 amino acids. Gene Ontology annotation, cellular component: extracellular matrix. Gene Ontology annotation, molecular function: acrosin binding. The transcript has 8 exons. NCBI's taxonomy places the organism in Eukaryota, Metazoa, Chordata, Actinopteri, Centrarchiformes, Centrarchidae. Gene Ontology annotation, biological process: binding of sperm to zona pellucida; positive regulation of acrosome reaction; egg coat formation.
GGGUCAGUUGUAGUUGAAGGCAGCUGCUGGAGUGAAAAUGGAGUUAGUACCUGCUGUGUGUUUGUUGUUGCUGUUUUGUUCUGCCUGUAGAUCUGAGGAUGGCCUAUUUUUGGAAGAUCCUGAAUUAGUGUGGGUGAGAAUGGAGACAAUGAUGAGUAAAGAAAUGACACCAGCCCCUGCACCUGAAACCAAAUUGUUGAGGAGUGCAUCAGGUAGUGGAUCACCUGAAGCCAAAAAUGUUCCUCAGUAUCUGGCUGUCCCAGCCUCUCAGACCCUGAAACAGGUUUUCAAGCCAGAACAGGGUGCCAGAAGCCUCCCUAACUUGGCUAACGAAAUGUUACUUGUGACUGCUGCCCCUACUCCGGCAAUUGGCGCAACAGCCGGGACAAAGUUGGUUGAAAUCCUGUGUCAUGUUGACAGAAUGUAUGUGAGAAUCAGGAGAGAGGUCUUUAAGACUCGUGACGCAUACAAAUACUUGAAACUAGGCACCUGUCCUGUUAACAAAGGUACCAAAGAACAUUACUACCUUGAGUACCUUCUGAGAACUGACUGUGGAUUUGAGAAAAAGAGUCAUCCAGAUUAUCUGUCCUUUAGCAAUGUGCUCCACUACAGGCCAACCGGUCCAGUUUUAAGGGAAAUGCCAUUUGAUAUUCCCCUGAACUGUAACUAUCCCAGGUUUUUCCACUCCUAUAAAGUUGGCUUCUAUCCUGAUCGCAUGGGUGCAGUUUUCAAACGACUCCAACCUAAAACUAGUUUCACCCUUACUCCUCAAGAUGCAUCAGGUAAUGAAAUCACUGGAACCAAAACCUUCACCUUGGGCGAGCCGAUGUACUUUGAGGCCACGCAACCUGACCGCACUGCACAGUUGGGAGGCCAGAGGAUAUACAUCGACAAGUGCUUUGUGACAGCCUCCCGAGACCCCAAUUCAAAUCCUCGAUAUACGGUCGUUGACAACCAAGGGUGCAUGAUUGAUGGCAAAGAGAACGAACAGUCAAGGUUCCUCGCUGGCGCCUCAGAGAUGGUCCAGAAAUUCAGUCUGGGUGCCUUGAUUUUCAAGAAUGGCGUUUCGCUUCCUCCUCACAGCAACUCUACAUGCACUGCGAGAUCUCUGUGGGGACACGUACUCCAACUCAGGGCUCAAAGGCUUGCAAUUAUGAUCCAGCGACCAAAACGUGGAAGGAGCUGUACUCUGAUGACUCCGUGUGCACCUGCUGUGACUCGACCUGCUCCUUGGCACAGCCUAAGGCUUCUAGGGGUAUGAUCUCAAGUCACUCUUGGGAGGUCGUCGCAAGCGGCAAGGAUGACUAUGCAGCGGUUGACCCUCGGAUGAAUUCCC